AUGUCCAUCACCAAGACAAACCAGGAGUGGGAGGCCCUAAUCACCUCAAUCAAGGCCUCAAUCCCAGAAACUCCAAGCCACGAGCAAGCCCCAACACCCGCUAAGAUCAACCGCACCAUCGACCACACCCAGCUAGCACUCACAGCAACCGCAGACCAAAUCACCGAGCUCUGCGCCCAAGCCUCAAAAUACCAAUUCGCAACAGUAUGCGUCCGCCUCGCGCACGUUGAACAAGCAGUGGCACACCUCAAAUCCUCACCAGACGUUGGCGUCGCCUGCGUCGUGGGCUUUCACGAAGGCAUGUACGAGACCUCCGAGAAGGAAGACGAAGCCCGCAAGGCCGUCGCCCUAGGCGCCACAGAGCUCGACAUGGUACUCAAGUACCCACUUCUCAGAUCCAAGCAGUAUGCCGAGGUUUACUCGGACAUCCUCGGCGUGCGGAAUGCGGCCCCUGCACCUGUAGGCCUGAAAGUUAUCCUGGAGACCUCGCAGUUAACCCGGGACGAGAUCAUUGCGGGCUCGCUUAUCUCUUGUGUCGCCGGGGCGGACUUCAUUAAGACCAGCACGGGGUUCAACGGGGCUGGUGCGACGGUUGAGAAUGUGGCGCUCAUGUAUGAGGUUGCGAAGGCUGUUGGCAAGGGCACCAAGGUUAAGGCUAGUGGUGGCGUGCGCUCGGCACAGGAUUGUAUUAAGAUGUUGAGGGCUGGCGCGGAGCGUAUUGGGGCUAGUUCUGGGGUGAAGAUUGUGCAGGAGGUUGAGGGCCAGGAGGUACAGGAGCAGGGGGGCUCCAGUGGGUAUUAG
Molecule: messenger RNA, 801 nt
Organism: Aspergillus mulundensis
Lineage: Eukaryota; Fungi; Ascomycota; Eurotiomycetes; Eurotiales; Aspergillaceae
Product: 2-deoxyribose-5-phosphate aldolase
Exons: 1
Coding region: 1-801 (266 amino acids)
Biological process (GO): carbohydrate catabolic process; deoxyribonucleotide catabolic process
Cellular component (GO): cytoplasm
Molecular function (GO): deoxyribose-phosphate aldolase activity
Source: RefSeq, a predicted model, not a curated record